GAGGAGGCGCGCCCGUGCUUCUGAGCAUCGUUUGGAGAAGAGGAGAGGAGAUAUAGAGACAGAGAGCUGUACCACACCAAGUGUCCGCCGAAUGUUUGCCUCUUCCCGCUGCCAAUGAACAAUCCUCGCAUUCCUAUGUGUGCCAGUUGACAUCCUGAACGCGAAGGACCAGGCUUCCACCUCUGCAAGGAUUCAGGACUCCUAUAAGCGGGUUGCGCGUUUUUUCAGGAGCACCUGACAUUUCCUGUGGCAGAUUUACUUACUGGAUCAUGGCACAGACCAACAGUGGUGGGCAGGGGACCAACGGGGUAGCGGAUGAGUCCCCCAACAUGAUAGUGUACAGAAAGAUGGAGGAAGUAAUAGCACGCAUGCAGGACGAGAAAAAUGGCAUCCCCAUCCGAACAGUGAAAAGUUUUCUAACCAAGAUCCCCAGUGUUUUUUCAGGUUCUGAUAUUGUACAGUGGAUGAUCAAGAACCUGGACAUUGAAGAUCAAGUGGAGGCUCUUCACCUAGGAACUCUGAUGGCUGCACAUGGUUACUUCUUCCCCAUCUCAGACCACGUUCUCACUCUCAAAGACGAUGGCACUUUCUAUAGGUUUCAGACUCCAUACUUUUGGCCAUCAAACUGCUGGGAACCAGAAAACACAGACUAUGCUGUUUACCUCUGCAAAAGAACAAUGCAAAAUAAAGCACGUCUGGAGCUUGCAGACUAUGAAGCGGAGAGCUUAGCAAGGCUACAGAGAGCUUUCGCCAGGAAAUGGGAGUUCAUUUUUAUGCAAGCAGAAGCACAAGCAAAAGUGGAUAAGAAAAGAGACAAAAUUGAGAGGAAAAUUCUCGACAGUCAGGAAAGAGCAUUCUGGGACGUGCACAGACCAGUGCCUGGAUGUGUGAAUACAACGGAAGUUGACAUAAAGAAAUCGUCCAGAAUGAAAAACCCCCACAAAACCAGAAAGUCUGUGUACGGGCUGCAGAAUGAUAUCCGUACCCACAGCCCGACUCACACCCCCGCCCCAGAGGCCAAGCAGCCUACAGAAGAAGAACUGCAGGAACAGAUCGCCUUUUGGCAAUUGCAAUUAGACAGGCAUCGACUGAAAAUGUCCAAAGUGGCAGAGAGUUUACUGGGCUACACAGAGCAGUACGUCGAAUACGACCCCUUCCUCACGCCUCCAGAUCCAUCCAACCCCUGGAUCUCAGAUGACACCACACUUUGGGAGCUUGAAGCCAGUAAGGAGCCAGGCCAGCAGAGGGUAAAGAGGUGGGCUUUCGGCAUCGAUGAGGUUUUCAAAGAUCCGGUGGGGAGAGAGCAGUUCCUCAAGUUCCUGGAGUCUGAGUUCAGCUCAGAGAAUCUCAGGUUCUGGCUAGCGGUCCAGGAACUAAAGAAGCGUCCCAUCAGAGAAGUUCCAACCCGGGUUCAGGAGAUCUGGCAGGAGUUUCUGGCCCCCGGAGCGCCCAGCGCCAUCAACGUGGACUCCAAGAGCUACGACAAAACCACCCAGAAUGUCAAAGAUCCUGGUCGCUACGCUUUUGAGGAUGCACAGGAACACAUCUACAAGUUGAUGAAGAGUGAUUCUUACAGCCGUUUCAUCCGCUCCAGUGCCUACCAGGAGUUAUUACAGGCCAAGAAGAAGAAAAGUAAGAAUUUGUUCUGAUGGCUCUUGCUUCCAGGGGAAACCACUAGCAUCCAAGAGGCUGACCAGUCAUGUGCCAUCAUGCUAAAAUCAAUGCCAUCUCUCUUUCUCUCUCUGGGACAUGGAGAGGGAGGGGACCAUCUCAUCUCUUCGUCAUCAUUGUCUGUCCAUCCGCUCUUGGCUCAGCCGGGCGAUGAGCCGGACCGUCUGUUCGUCUGUUGUCCACCGGAUGUUGCAUGUCCAUGGAGAGGAUGUUCCUUCUUCUCUCUCCUCUUACAGUACCUGAUAUAUUUCCAGUAUUCUCAGACAAGAGAGGCACUGCUGGACUCGUGAGGACACUGACAGACUGGACGAAAUGAAAAAUGUCAUUGAUGGAAAUUAAAUCCAGUGUUCAAGUUCUUACCAUCGUAACUGCUGGGAUUGGAGCCCCCUCUCUCACUUCCAGCGGAAACAAAUGAUGUCAGAGAAAAAAAUAAAAAUUAAAAAAAAAAAAAAAAAACACAUAGAAAAAAAUAUAUAAUGACAGCUUAAACGGAUAACUCUAACCAAUGUCAUCGCUUUACAUGAUCUGAGGUCACAGAUACUUUGUCAUGCUAUGGGAAGUGUUGUGCAGAAUGAAUAUACAAUAUAUAUACAUAUAUAUAUUAUUAUUAUUAUGAUUAUUUAUUGUGCAUUUAUUUUGCUUUGCAUUAUUUUAUUGCACUACAAUAAUUAGCACAUAUGGUUUUCAUUGCACUUGUAAAGUCACAUUCAAAUCUACAAAAAUGCUGUCUCCUGUCUUAUGUAGAACAUAAUUCUUUGUUAUUCUCUCCUGCAUUUAUUUUUAUACCAUAUUUAAAGACACUUUUACUUACUUGUAUUAUUAAAGUUGGCCCUCUAUCUGUUACGUUGGCUGGGUCUGGAUUUUUUCUAACCUUCUGAACACACAGUGCCGCUUUAGCAAUGAAGACUAGUGUAGGAUUCAUUCUGCAGGGUUUAAAGAAUCAGGUAACAGUGGUUGAAUAAUGCACUUUUGCUUUCUGCCACUAGAGGGUGUUAAAUUAUUUCCUACAGCAGGGAUCUGCCUCCUUUCAGCAACCAGCUCGACACAGAUCAGCAAAA
Epinephelus fuscoguttatus (brown-marbled grouper) is the source of this 2729-nucleotide messenger RNA. RefSeq names its product regulator of G-protein signaling 7. The record is from RefSeq and is a predicted model, not a curated record. Bases 270 to 1649 code for a protein of 459 amino acids. Gene Ontology annotation, biological process: intracellular signal transduction; regulation of G protein-coupled receptor signaling pathway; G protein-coupled receptor signaling pathway. Lineage: Eukaryota; Metazoa; Chordata; Actinopteri; Perciformes; Serranidae. The transcript has 18 exons.